Molecule: messenger RNA, 724 nt
Organism: Ananas comosus (pineapple)
Lineage: Eukaryota; Viridiplantae; Streptophyta; Magnoliopsida; Poales; Bromeliaceae
Product: S-norcoclaurine synthase-like
Exons: 2
Coding region: 109-594 (161 amino acids)
Biological process (GO): defense response; abscisic acid-activated signaling pathway
Cellular component (GO): nucleus; cytoplasm
Molecular function (GO): signaling receptor activity; protein phosphatase inhibitor activity; abscisic acid binding
Source: RefSeq, a predicted model, not a curated record
UGCAAGAACCACAAAAGCUUCUGAAACUAUCAUCCAAGCACAUAUAUAUAUAUAUAUAUAGCAGUAGUCCCGAUCAACGGCCAGAUCAAGGACCAAAAAAAAGAAGCAAUGAAGGGAAGCGUUUGCCAUGAACUCGACACCGACCUCCCCGUCGACGAGCUGUGGGCGGUCUACGGCACGCUCCGCCUCGUCCAGCUGGCCGCAGAGUUGCUCCCGAACAUCGUGCAAAAGGUCAGUACCGUCCACGGCGACGGCGAGGUUGGCACUGUGAUUCAGGUCAACUUUGUUCCCGGAAUUCCCGGCCCACCGUACCAGAAAGAGGAGUUUGUAAAGGUCGACAACGAAAACCGCGUGAAGGAAGCGAAGGUGAUUGAAGCCGGGUUCCUGCUGUUUGGAUUUCAAUCCUACUUGAUGCGCUUUGAGAUCGUCAAAAAGGACAACGACUCUUCCGUCAUAAGGUCGACGGUCGAGUACGAGAUCGACGACGAGCACGCAAGCAAUGCUUCUCUCGUCACCACCGACCUCGUAGCUACGAUUGCACAAGUCAUCGCGAAGUACCUCAAAGAUCAGAAGAGUUCUCCACCGAGCUCUUAAUUAAGCCUCCUUUCGAGUGCUGCAAGAAAAUAAAGAGAUCGAUCCGUUUCCUCGUUGUUGUGCCUCGUUGUUGUUGUUCUUAUUCUUAUGUCUAUUUGAUGAUGUACUGGUUUGUGAGAGAGAAAAAUAA